This is a messenger RNA of Aspergillus sclerotioniger CBS 115572, 2060 nucleotides long. Its product is annotated as integral membrane protein TmpA. Gene Ontology annotation, biological process: sexual sporulation resulting in formation of a cellular spore; regulation of conidium formation; conidium formation. Bases 220 to 1683 code for a protein of 487 amino acids. NCBI's taxonomy places the organism in Eukaryota, Fungi, Ascomycota, Eurotiomycetes, Eurotiales, Aspergillaceae. The transcript has a single exon. The record is from RefSeq and is a predicted model, not a curated record.
CACUUGCGGCAGUGUCAAGCAGACGUGGGUGACAUGCCAAAAUCAUUCGUCGAGUGUGAAGUCACCGUGGUAUAACCCAAUCUGUCAUUAUCUCUUCUUUGCAUCUGAUAGUACCUGUUCCUGUACCUGUCCCUGUCCUCCUGUCCUUGCCACCACACUCUAACGACCCAAUACCUGCUUCCACUCUUCGAUUCACCCUGUGGUAUUGUCCGAGACAGCAUGUCAGAACCGGUGCAGACUGUUGUCACGGUGCCCCCUCCCGCCAAAUGUGCCUCUGGUCCACCGAGCCCAAGUGAGGCAACGUUGACAGAGAAGACCUUCGCAAACAGUCUUUCUGAAAAGGUGGAAGAGUCACGGUAUCCGGCAGACAACGGAUCGUUUGAUCUGGAAUCCCAAGUCCACAAAAAGAGAUUUGCUGUGAUUCGUUAUGCCUUUCUCAACAUCUAUCGCCGCCUCUUCACCAUCGUCUUUCUCGCCAAUAUUGCCGUUUUUGUGGCUGUUCUGGUGACCGAGCGGACGAUGUUAGCACUCGUGAAUGCUACCGCAGGUAACCUGCUUGCAUGUGGCCUUGCCCGACAGCCUCUGGUUGUGAACACCAUCUUCGUUUCCGUAUGCUCAAUACCGAGAUCAGCGCCGAUGUGGAUGCGGCGACUGGCAGCCAAGGUAUACCACUACGGGGGCGUCCAUAGCGGGUGUGGCAUAGCCGCAUUCGUGUGGUAUGUGGGUUUUGUGGGUGUCAUGUCUCAGGAGUAUUGGUCGGGCCAGUCCGCCCUCUCCCUGGCCCCAAUAAUCCUGGCGUACAUUAUUCUCGCCCUGCUGCUCGCGAUUAUCAUAGUCGCUCACCCCAAGUUCCGGGCCAAGAAGCAUGACUACUUCGAGCUCACCCACCGCUUCUCCGGAUGGCUGGUCGUGGCGCUCUUCGUCAUCCUGCUCAUGAUCUUUGCCGAUCAGGCCAGCGCAGCAUAUAAUGAAUCGCUUGGUCGUUUCCUGCUCAAGCUUCCGGCCUUCUGGUUCUUGAUGGUGACUGUGGUCGCCAUCAUCCACCCUUGGGUCUUCCUGCGCAAAGUCAAAGUCCAACCCGAAUACCUCUCAUCCCAUGCAGUAAGGCUCCAUUUCAACCACACGACCACGACGUUCGGAAAGGGUAUCCAGUUAACUCGACACCCACUUCAGGACUGGCAUGGGUUUGCCACGUUCCCCGAUCCCGAGGGUAAAAGCUUCUCUGCUCUGGUCUCUAAAGCCGGAGACUGGACAUCAGCCUGCAUCCAAGACCAGCCAACACAUCUGUGGAAGAGGGGUGUACUUACCUAUGGCUUUGCGUAUGCAAUGAGAGUAUUCAAAAGAGUGGUAGUCGUCACGACAGGCUCUGGCAUUGGACCCUGCCUAUCAUUUCUGGGAGAUGCCAAUCGCCCCGAGUUGCGUGUGAUCUGGCAAACCCGCGCUCCUCUAAAGACGUACGGGCAGGAAAUCAUGAACCUUGUAUCUGAAAUGGACCGGAACCCCGUGGUGAUCGACACGAAUCAAUCCGGACGAGUGGACAUGGUUCCGAUCAUUCGACAGCUCGUGAAGGAUUUCGAUGCGGAAGCUGUGUGCGUGAUCAGUAAUCCGUUGAUGACCAAGAAAGUAGUGUAUGAGCUGGAAUCACAUGGGAUUCCGGCAUAUGGACCUAUAUUCGAUUCAUGAUCUCGGAGUUUUGUAUGUGUUUUUUGUUUUGUGUUCUGAUGUGAAAAUGUUCCGGUGUUGGAGUUGGUUGGAGUUUGGAAAGGAUGGGCCCGGUUUGGGGGAGUUAGUGAGGCGUCACGAGUAAAGAACAGGUCAGGAAAGGGAAGAGGGCGAUUCCACACUUUGUAUAUGGGGAUUUCUGGAUGUCACCGACUGGCCCAAGUGUUAUUAGUACUACGGGAAAUAAUCCGAUGCAAACAUUCGACUUUUGAGGCGUGCCAACCAUUGUUCGGGGCGUAUGUGCAGGGCCGAUCUGCAGGGGGCCUUGUGUAGCCAGCCGCUGGGUACUUGCAGCACCAUCUCAAAUUCCAUAUACAUGGUCUGUCCAGUGCGACAGC